UUUACCAACUGAGCUAUCAAGGAAGUCCACAGAAGAAAGAGAAGUCAUUACACGGCCAGUCCAUGAGGCCUUGGGCUCUGUGGAUGCUUGAUGUGAGCCAGACAUACACCAAUACACACAUUUUAUUUUUAUGGGUCAGUGUCUCCACUGUGGUACUUGAACAUUAUGACUGAGCAUUGAUGAUUAUAUCAGCUCUUGAUCUUUGCAUUGUGAACUGGAUAAAGAUUUAAGUUGAGAGCUUCCCUGGUGGUCCAGUGGCUGAGACUUCUUGCCCAAUGCUGGGGGACCUGCAACUAAGAGUUCACGUGGUGCAACAAAGAUCAAAGAUUCAGCUUGCCGCAACUAAGACCCAGGGCAACCAAACAAAUAAAUAUUUUUAAAAAACAAAAACAAAAAACUCAUGCACUAUAAAUUCCCCAUCCCUGACUUACCAGCUCUUGCUUGAUUUUUCAAGAAAAGUCUAUACCAAAAUAUUUUCAGGCACAUUGUAAAAACCUCUGUAAACACUUUGUCUUCUUUUUCUUUGCAGGAGGUCCAGAAAAAAGUGUCUCUUUUUAACCUGCAAAUGGACAUAAGUGGGUUAAUUCCCGGUCUCGUGUCUACAUUCGUGUUUCUGUCGCACAGUGACCAUGGAGGAAGGAAAUUCCCUCUGAUUUUGUCUUCUGUCGGCGCUCUUGCAAACAGCGCUUGGCUCUGUCUACUUUCUUAUUUUGCCCUUCCAAUCCAACUUCUGAUUGCAUCUACCUUCAUUGGUGCACUUUUUGGCAAUUACACCACACUUCUGGGAGCCUCUUUUGCCUACAUAGUUGAUCAAUGUAAAGAAAAGAAACAAAGAACGAUUCGAAUCGCCAUAAUUGACUUCCUGUUUGGAGUUGUUAGUGGAUUAACAGGAUUGUCUUCUGGCUAUUUUAUUAGAGGGUUAGGUUUUGUGUGGUCCUUUUUAAUUGUUACCGUGGCUCUUUCUGUGAACUUGAUUUAUAUUUUAUUUUUUCUUGAGGAUUCAAUGAAAGAGUCUUCAUCUCAGAAUAUUUCUGUAUCGUGGACUGAAGCCUUUAAAAACCUAUUUAACCGAACGUACAUGCUUUUUAAAAAUGCUUCUGGUGCGCAACGGUCUUUGUGCGGUUUGUUGCUUUUCACGAUGAUCACUUACUUUUUCGUGACCAUUGGUGUUUCCCCCAUUUUUGUCCUUUAUGAAUUGGAUUCGCCGCUCUGCUGGGAUGAAGUUUUAAUAGGUUAUGGAUCAGCUUUGGGUAGUGUCACUUUUUUCACCAGUUUCCUGGGAAUAUGGCUUUUUUCUUAUUGUAUGGAAGAUAUUCACAUGGCCUUCAUAGGAACUUUUACCACCAUGGUGGGCAUGGCUAUGACUGCUUUUGCCAGAACAACAUUGAUGAUGUUUUUAGUCAGGCUGCCGUUCCUCUUCACUGUCAUGCCGCUCUCUGUUCUACGGUCCAUGAUAUCAAAAGUGGUGCGUUCUACUGAGCAAGGCACCAUGUUUGCUUGUCUUGCUUUCUUAGAAACGCUUGGCGGAAUCACUGCAGUUUCUGCUUUCAACGGAAUUUAUUCAGCCACUGUUGCUUGGUACAAAGGCUUCGUCUUUCUGCUCUCCGCUGUUUUAUUACUAAUUCCAGCCAUCAGUCUAUGUGUUGUCAGGUACGUCAGCAGGAAUGCAGGAAGCUAUGUCCUUCUUAUACAAGAAGAAUCCAGUGAAGACACUUCAGACAGAUGAUUAAUUGUGAUUAAAAAAAAAUCCGAAUGCACAUAUCAUACGCUCUGACUUCUGAAGGAUCUAAACUAGCUCCAUGAUCAGAACUUCAUGAAUAAUCAAUGCUGCCCGUCCUUUCUUCUAAACUCUCAGAGAAUGAGUCCCUGCUCUAGCUUCUUAGAGUACUAAGCACUCCGAGCACUUUAUGAAGAUCAAGUGACGUAUUUCCAGUAGACAGGAGAAGAAAUCUCAAAACACCUUCCACUUUGGGAUUUACAAAACAAAUGGAAACUUACCGGUCUGAGAAACUUGGUACAAUCAGAAGCAAUAAUCUCCCUGAUGUACUCUGGUCUCCACAUUAAGACCAAGAAGAAUCCUGUUUGCUUCAGUUUCUUCAUCUGCACAAUGGAUUUCUGACCUUUCUCAAAGAUUUUGAAGGCACAGCUGUUGAAAAUUAUGAUGAGUCAGUCACUGAUCAGAAAACUAUAGACGUUUCAAACCUUUAUGAUUCUCCUCUACUCGGGUAAUGCUUUGUUUCAUCAAGGUGUUAGUGGUGUUAGUGGUGUUUAGCUGUUAGUGGUAGUCAAAGCUUUCAGUAGCUGCAAAAUCCUUAAGAGAGAAGCACUUUAAUGAAUGUUUACAUUUUUCCUAAUAUGUUUCAUCAAUUAAAAUAUUUCCAUGACACUGGAAAAAAAAGAAUACAAAUAGUUCCUAAAGAAAUGUAAACACCGAGUACACAGCCAAUCAUGAUGUAAAUUAAUUAGUGCUUAUAGAGCCAAUAUUCAUUCCUUAUUUCUGUGAAAAGUAAUCCAUUUCCUACUGCCUUACACUCGUAUCCCAGGACCUCUGUGGUCCCUGAAACAACACAUCCUUUCCUGCCUCCUGUCUGCACGCAAUGCUCCACUGGGCCUUCCUCCCUACCUCCCUGCACUGAAACUUUCAAGUCUCAGCCAAGGCAAAGCUUCCGCUUUCUCCAUGUGGCUUCCCAACAUUUCUACUCCCUCCCCCACCACCAUCCCCCUGGUCCUUGUAGGGCUCCCCCAGCUCUCUGUGGGCUCUGCUCUCCCAGCAUCUUCCCUUGUCUUGUAAAAUUUGUUCCCCUACUUGCAAAUAUGAGUCCCUUAAGGACAGGGACAGUUUGAUUCCUCAUUAUAUCCUCAAUAAAAGUUGAAUUCAGUGACUACAGAAUUUUGUUUUCACUUGUAAAAAGUCACUUUAAACUAUAUAUUUAAUGCAGUAUGAGAUUAACCAAUGAUGUGCCAUAGUCAUGAAGCCAUCCUUGCAGAGAAACUGAAAAAUGCGCUAACCCAUAUGCAUUUUAAAUCGGUUUAUGGUACUUUCAUGGGUCCUUCAAUAUCUCCCAUUUUCUACGUUUCCGUCUGUAAUAACACAAAUGUCCUGAAGUACACCUAGAUGAUUAACUCCUUUGUAAGCUCUUCAAAGCAGAUAGUCUUGUUUACAGCACUGCUUACAGUUUUUCCCUGUAGGAUAAUUGAUGAAUACUUGACCAGCAGAUAACACUCAUAUUUUAAAAUACUAGAAAUUCUUAUUUCCAAGACUAUUCCUUUUAGGUUUAGCUAAUGUUUUCUGGGCUAUUCUCAGGUUGAUUGAUUGAUUUUUGUUUUACUUCCUGUUCAGUGCUCUUCCCAAACCAAAAAAAAAAAAAAAAA
This is a messenger RNA of Odocoileus virginianus texanus, 3372 nucleotides long. NCBI's taxonomy places the organism in Eukaryota, Metazoa, Chordata, Mammalia, Artiodactyla, Cervidae. The record is from RefSeq and is a predicted model, not a curated record.